GAGCGGAAGCAGACCUUUUGGCAGAAUUAGGAGAAGCAGCUAAGCUCCCUGUAAUGUCUCUUUGUUGAGAUCAUGCGCAGUGAUCAAGCUGCCGAAGUUAGGGGAAUCAGUACGCUUAUUGAAGUAUUCAAAUGGAGGGAUGUUAUAAUUUUAUAUGAUAACAAAGAAUAUAUAUGAGAAAGACUUCAUUCCAUCAUUAGUCAACUCUUUCCAAGAGAUCACACAUCGGAGUGUUUCAUACAAGAGUUCCAAUAUUGCUUCCUCCUCAUCAAAUGAAGAAAUCAUUGAAGAGCUCCAAAAGCUGACGAGAUUGAAGAUUAAGGUAUUUGUGGUGCAUGUGUCACAUUUGCUUGCACCACGCCUUUUCUUAAUUGCAAAUAAGUUAGGGAUGAGGAGUGAAGGGUAUGCUUGGAUUGUGACUUCGAGUAGCAUGAAUUUAUUGCAAGCCAUGAAUUUAUCUGUUAUCGAGUCAAUGCAAGGAGUGCUGGGUUUCAAGUCGUCUAUUCCAGCAUCAAUAAACCUUCACAGUCUUACAACAAGAUUGAGGAGGAAGUUUUACAUGGAGGAUCCAAAUAUGGAAGCGAUUCGGGAGUUGAGUGCAGAUGGGAUCUGGGCAUAUGAUGCAACUUGGGCUCUAGGAAAAGCAGUUGAAAAAGCAAGGCUUAAAAAUUCUACAACUAGAUCCUCCAAAGAUGGAGUUGUGCUUCUUAAUGAGAUGUUACAGACUAGAUUUAAAGGUUUAAGUGGUGAAAUUCAAUAAGUGAAUGGGAAACUGAUUCCAUCAGAACCAUUUGAGAUAGUUAAUGUUAUUGGAAAAGGUGAGAUCAAAAGGAUUGGAUUUUGGCCUUGCAAAGAAGAAGUAAAAUCCGGAAAAGGGUCACCCUAUCAGCAGCUUAUUCAUAGUAGGAGAAAUUUAGCUUCUACAAUUGAUCUUGAAAGAGUCAUCUGGCCUGGAGGAUCCAAAAGGGAAUUGAGUAGUAGUGAAACAAUUAAACUAAGAAUUGGUGUUCCAGCUAAGAAUUGGUGUUCCAGUGAGAUUCGGGUUCAAGGAACUUGUUCGUGUCGAGCAUGAUCUUGAAAUCAACACAACUCAUGUCACUGGCUUUUCUAUAGAUGUAUUUAAAGCUGCAAUUGGAGCUUUGCCGUAUGAAGUGCAAUACGAGUUUAUUCCAUUUGAGGAUGCCAAUGGAAAUUCUGCAGGGACUUAUAAUGAUCUUGUUUACCAGGUUUAUCUCAAGAUCUUUCCUGCCACAUGCAUAUUGGGCGUACCUGUGGAUCGAUACCCUAGAAAUUCGAUGCUGUUGUUGGAGAUGUUACUAUCACAGAGAACAGAUCUCAGUAUGUUGAUUUUACAAUCCCAUAUACUGACUUAGGUGUGGGAAUGUUGGUACCAAAUGCCAAGGAAAACAUGUGGUUUUUCUUUAAACCACUUUCAAAAUAUCUUUGGAUAACAACUGCUGCUUUCUUUAUCCUUACUGGAUUUGUUGUCUGGAUAAUUGAGCAUCCUACUAAUGAAAACUUCCGAGGCACAGCAGCAGAACAAAUUGGAACAGUAUUCUGGUUCUCCUUCUUUUCUCUUGGGUUCACUUAUACGGAGAAGUUGUCAAAUAAUUUGGCAAAGUUUGUUGUGAUCAUAUGGGUGUUUUUAGUGCUUAUAUUGACGUCGACUUACACUGCAACUCUAGCAUCAAUGAUGACAGUCAAACAGAUACAGUUAAACUCAAGGGGAAACUAUAUAGGUUACCAAUCGGGUUCCUUAGGAGUUAUAGUGAACUUGAAUUUCAAAGGGAUUAAGCCAUAUCGUUCAAGUGAGGAGUAUUUUGUUGCUUUAUCAAAAGGAAGCAAGCAUAAUGGUGUUUCUGGGGUUAUUGACGAGGUUCUAUACAUCAACAUCUUCCUCCCAAACUAUUCUGCUGACUACUCGAUGAUUAAAACCAAGUCUAUCACCAAUGGUUUUGCCUUUGUUUUCCCUAAAGGUUCGAAAUUGGUUCAAGAUGUGUCAAGGCAAAUUGAACGUCUGAGACAGGAAGAAAAGCUUAUAGAGAUGGAGAAGACCUGGUUUCUUAGAAAAACAACUCUCAUGUCUGAUGAGGAUAUUAAUAACAAAGAUCCCAAUACGAUUGACCUCUACGACAUCCGCGGUCUAUUCGUUAUUAGUGGCGCUUCUUUAGCGAUUGCUCUUUUCUUAUUCAUAGUUGUAUCCCAUAGAUUUAGAAAUCUGAUUAGAGGACUAGUGCAGUUGAUUGGAAGACAACUACAGCGUUUAAGGAUGUUUGUCUCCAACAAAGUAUGCAGUAGAACUGAACAAAACUGCUGCAUGUCACUUCCUAUGCAAUUGUACAUAUACACUGUCCGAUAAUCACUAAAACAAAUAUAGUUCGAUACUUCGAUGCAUUUGAUA
This is a messenger RNA of Rosa chinensis, 2401 nucleotides long. RefSeq names its product glutamate receptor 1.2. The record is from RefSeq and is a predicted model, not a curated record. The transcript has 4 exons. Gene Ontology annotation, cellular component: plasma membrane. Gene Ontology annotation, molecular function: signaling receptor activity; ligand-gated monoatomic ion channel activity. Lineage: Eukaryota; Viridiplantae; Streptophyta; Magnoliopsida; Rosales; Rosaceae. The coding region runs from base 1382 to 2359 and encodes 325 amino acids.